This is a messenger RNA of Colletotrichum chrysophilum, 1890 nucleotides long. RefSeq lists its product as uncharacterized. The record is from RefSeq and is a predicted model, not a curated record. The coding region runs from base 1 to 1890 and encodes 629 amino acids. The transcript is spliced from 2 exons. Lineage: Eukaryota; Fungi; Ascomycota; Sordariomycetes; Glomerellales; Glomerellaceae.
AUGACUUCCAGGGUCGAGUACAGUUCUCUUCGAAGAGACGUCUCCGACGAAGACCGGAACUCGGCCGAGAAGCCGUCUGCAGCAUCACCGAGCGGCCCGCCUCAACACGAUGGGCAUCACCAGUACCCGUACACUGGCUCAACAGCAGACCGCAUGUUUUCAUUCAAAGAUUUUAAGUUCUUGAAGAUCUACAUUGUCUGCAUCUCGGUCUAUGUCGCCGCUGCCAUUGCAGCCGUGAUUUGGACUUACCAGGGCCCCGAGGUCAACGGCGGAUACACCCGAAGUCGAGUCUUCCGGACACCAGACGAGUUGAAGGUCAACCAGCUCUACUCCGGCUUGGCCCUCUCCGCCCUACUCGCACCGGCAGGCAUGCUGGUUCAAUGGAUCAUGCACGACUUCCGGCAUCUGCGCCUUUUCGCACUCACAGCUCAGAGGCACGUUUCUCUAGCUGACCUAGACAAAAUCGGGGACGACUCGAGCGCGUGGACUUUGAGAAUUCUGGGAAAGUACUCGUGGUGGUAUGCGGUUAUGCAAGCUGCGCUCAUCGUCAUCCGAACCAGCAUCGUUCCUGUGGGCACCCUAAUGCUCACCACCGGGGUUUUUGUUGAAAAUAGACCCGGAUUCGAUGUUGUUGGACUUCCGAUCUUACCCUCCGACGACUCGAGCGUACGACGACUUGCCAAUGCGAUGGGGUGGGAUGGGAACGGGACAUUCGCUCAAACACUGAACGAUAACGACAAUUUCUUGGCCCAAACCGUGUACACCUUUGUUGGGAAUAUUGUCAGCCAGAGCGCGCUGGUCGACGUUUUUUCUGGUGUCAUCGGCCCCAUCCCCACGCAUAAUCUCACCUUCAACUCCAAUACAACCUAUAACGGACUUCUGCUGUAUCACUGGGACGCCAACUGCGAGGCUGCCCUCGAUGUGCCUUACACAACGUCCUUGAAUGGUUCAAAUGCAACCUACACCUUUACGAUGCCAGACUCAAGUACGCAGUCCAUCAACAAGAGAGAGUCUCAGUCUCUGAGGCUCUGGAACAGCAGGGCAAAUACCUCCAUCAACGGGGUACCGAUCAGCGGUACAACGUACUUUAUAUCAGCUGGCCCUUCAUCAGCUCUCAACAGCAAGGCCCUUACGGAAAGCAACGACACUAGCCUGACACAGACGAAAGAGGGUCAUUGGAUUUCUCGGUCUAGAUGCACACCGGAGUUCCGUUGGGAGGUUGGUUCGUGUAUGUUCAACGGCACGCUCAUGACGAACUGCGAGGGCAAACCCAACACCAACACAACGGCCCUGGACACCGACGCGCUCGACAAACUUGCAGAUUACAUGACGGCCAUCCCGUGGUGGAUCUCAAACGAGCAGCUUCAAAUCAUUGACAAGACGCUCGAUACUUUGUACGCCAUUCCUACAGCGCAGGACUGGGGUCACUUCUUUGGCAACAUCGCUCAGUCAAUUGCUGCCAUCUCAACAGCGGGAUAUUUUGGCACAGCAACGGUGCCGGUGGUGACUGCUGUCUCGGAAGAUGUCUACAUCAUGCGGACAGUAGUCUUGUGGGUCGUGUUGGCUAUGCUGUCUGCUGUUCUCAUCUUCAGCUGCUUGGAUAUCUACCGGAGCAAGUCACGAGGCUUGCCGUUCCGUGCUGCAACUUUCCUGGCAAUCGCGAAUGCUGUUCGGGGGCCAUGGUGGGAUCAAGAGCUGCAUGGGAGUUGCGCUGCCCCCGAGGUGGCGAUGCAGAAGCGGAGCUCAUCAUCUGUCAGAUUCGGUGUUGAUGUGAAUAAUCCGUAUCACAUCGGUCUAUUGCCGAGUGUUUUGCCCAUUCAAAGGGGGACGCCAUACUUUGGUGUAAGAAACAGCAGAGAAGAUGGGGGCGAACCGGGGUCUGUGCAGUGA